AUGCCAUUAUAUGCCAAGUUUAUAAAGAAACUGCUUUCAAAGAAAAAGUCCUUGGAAGGAGGACAAACUGUUGUGAUGACAAAAGAAUGUAGUGCUAUCAUCCAAAGGACUCUCCCAAUGAAAAAAAAGGAUCUUGGAAGUUUUCAUAUUCCUUGCACCAUAGAAAACAUAACAAUUGAGAAGUCAUUGUGUGACCUUGGUGCAAAUAUAAACCUGAUGCCUCUGUCUCUCAUGAAGAAACUUCAAAUUCAUGAAUUGAAAUUCACACAGAUAGCUCUCCAAAUGGUUGACAAAUCUAUCAAGCAAGCACUUGGGGUGGUGGAGAAUGUACUGAUGAAAGUAGGAAAGUUUUUUCUUCCAGCUGACUUUGUGAUCCUCGACAUGGAGGAGGACUGCAACACCUAUAUCAUCUUGGGAAUACUCUUUCUAGCUACAGGAAAAGUACUGAUAGAUGUUGAAAGAGGAGAAUUGAUGCUAAGAGUGCAUGAUGAGCACCUAGUAUUCAAUGUCUUUAGAAACUUGCAAGUUCUGACUCAAGAGAAGGAAUGUAUAGAGAUUGAUGAUGGAGACCCAAAGGAAGCAACCAAGGAGUCACUUCCAGAAUUCCUAAGCCCCUGCCUGAAAGAAAAGAAAGAAGCUGAAGAGACGCCAAGAGCUCAAGGAGUAAAGGAAACCAAAGACGAUCCACAAGCAAACCUCCAAUUGUGA
Molecule: messenger RNA, 708 nt
Organism: Arachis ipaensis
Lineage: Eukaryota; Viridiplantae; Streptophyta; Magnoliopsida; Fabales; Fabaceae
Source: RefSeq, a predicted model, not a curated record